Messenger RNA from Hevea brasiliensis (rubber tree), 3091 nucleotides. RefSeq lists its product as uncharacterized. NCBI's taxonomy places the organism in Eukaryota, Viridiplantae, Streptophyta, Magnoliopsida, Malpighiales, Euphorbiaceae. Gene Ontology annotation, biological process: proteolysis. Gene Ontology annotation, molecular function: serine-type peptidase activity; dipeptidyl-peptidase activity. The record is from RefSeq and is a predicted model, not a curated record. The coding region runs from base 477 to 2804 and encodes 775 amino acids. The transcript is spliced from 6 exons.
AAUAAAGAAGUGGAACAGAAUUCAGUCAUUCGCAUAUGAGUUUGGAUUUGGUUAAAAGUUCAACGCAUUUCAAGUUCCGAAGCCAAAAGUUCAACAAAAAACCUCCAAAAAAGAACUCAGCUUUUAACAGAUCCCUUCCACUUCAAGCUCAGAAUCCAAUUCCUUAUUCCUCUCCCUCUCCUAUUUCAGAUUUUCAAUCCAACAAUUCGAUCUGCCCAGGAAUCUCUCUUUCCCUUUCAUGGCCGAUCAUUUCCAUUGCCUUUUCACGUAAUAGCAGUCUGUUUUUAUUCUUCGAAUCCAAUUCCUCUUUUAAAAAAUAAAAAAUAAUGGUUUUGGUUGCGGAGUCGAUGCAGUUUAAUACUCUGCGAUCGGAUCCUGCUGAUUAUUUCUCCUAGUGAACUCAUCCUUGGAGGUGCUUAGCAGGGUUUGGCUCAUGCUCUCUAGCAAUUUAAUUGUUAGCGUUUAGUUCUCUUGUAAUGCAAUCGUUUGACGAGAACGAGAACAAUAAAUUGAAGCGUUUGAGACCAUUCAGUAACGACAUGCCUGUGACUGACACCAUCACCCCUCAAAAUCUUGAUGACUGCAUUUUUUUCCCUGUUGAGGAGAUUGUACAAUCCCCAUUGCCAGGAUGCGGUGCACCCACUUCAAUUAGUUUCAGUCCUGAUGAUACUUUAAUAACUUGCUUGUUUAGUCCUGAUCAAACUUUGAAUAGAAAGGUGUUUGCUUUUGAUCUCAAGACUGGCAAGCAGGAAUUGUUUUUUAGUCCCCCUGAUGGUGGACUUGAUGAGAGUAAUAUAUCGCCAGAAGAGAAGUUGAGAAGGGAGAGGUCCAGGGAACGUGGACUGGGAGUGACACGGUAUGAAUGGGUGAAGACAAGCUCAAAGACGAAAGAAAUUAUGGUGCCUUUGCCUGCAGGGAUUUAUUUCCAGGAACUUUUCUCAUCAAAAGCAGAGCUUAAACUUCCUAGCUCACCAUUUUCACCAAUUAUUGAUCCACAUCUGUCCCCUGAUGGUACCAUGCUUGCUUAUGUAAAGGAUAGUGAGCUGCAUGUUUUAAAUCUCUUGUACAAUGAACCCAAACAACUAACACACGGUGCCCAGGGAAAUGUAGUGACUCAUGGCCUUGCUGAAUAUAUAGCUCAGGAGGAAAUGGAUAGGAAAAAUGGAUACUGGUGGUCACUGGACAGCAAAUUCAUUGCAUUCACACAAGUUGAUUCAUCUGAGAUACCUCUUUUUAGAAUAAUGCACCAAGGUAAAAGUUCUGUUGGUGUAGAGGCACAGGAAGACCAUGGUUAUCCUUUUGCGGGAGCUUCAAAUGUCAAAGUUCGCCUUGGGGUAGUUUCAGUUGCCGGUGGUCCUACCACAUGGUUGGAUCUUGUCUGUGGAGGAACAGGAGAACUUGACAAUGAGGAGGAAUAUUUGACCAGAGUCAAUUGGAUGCAUGGAGAUAUCCUCAUAGCUCAGGUUCUGAACAGGUCUCACUCCAAAUUAAAGAUCCUGAAGUUGGAUAUUAAGACAGGGCAAAGAAAAGUUAUAUUGGUGGAAGAACAAGAUACAUGGGUUAACUUACAUGAUUGCUUCACUCCUUUGGAUAAAGGUGUUACUAAAUACGCUGGAGGAUUUAUCUGGGCAAGUGAAAAAACAGGAUUUAGACAUUUGUAUCUCCAUGACGCAAAUGGCACAUGCUUGGCACCUAUCACUGAAGGUGAAUGGAUGGUUGAGCAAAUUGCUGGCAUAAAUGAGGCUGCAGGGCUUGUGUAUUUUACUGCAACUCUAGAUGGACCUUUGGAAUCUAACCUUUACUGUGCUAAACUGUACCCAGAUGGCAACCAGAACUCGCUAGGCCCAUUGAGAUUAACGCAUGGUAAGGGGAAACACGUGGUUGUACUUGAUCACCACAUGCGCAAUUUUGUUGAUAUUCAUGACUCCCUUGACUGUCCUCCUAGGGUUUUGCUGUGCUCCUUGCGUGAUGGAAGUGUAAUUAUGCCUCUGUAUGAACAGCCAUUAGCCAUUCCUCGAUUUAAGAGGCUUGAACUUGAGCCUCCAGAGAUAGUUCAGGUUCAUGCAAUUGACGGGACCGUAUUAUAUGGUGCUUUAUAUAAGCCUGACCCAACAAAAUUUGGACCACCACCAUACAAAACCUUGAUCAAUGUGUAUGGUGGUCCAGGUGUACAAUAUGUCUGCGAUUCUUGGUUAAAUACAGUUGACAUGAGAGCUCAAUACCUACGGAGCAAAGGCAUUCUAGUAUGGAAGUUAGAUAAUAGAGGAAGUGCUCGACGUGGGCUAAAGUUUGAAGGUGCCCUCAAAUACAAUGCUGGCCAUAUUGAUGCUGAUGAUCAGCUUACUGGAGCUGAAUGGCUUGUCAAACAAGGGCUAGCAAAAGUUGGCCAUAUUGGGUUGUACGGAUGGAGCUAUGGGGGGUAUAUGUCAGCUAUGAUGCUGGCCAGGUUUCCUGAUGUCUUCCGUUGUGCUGUCUCUGGAGCGCCUGUGACGUCAUGGGAUGGAUAUGACACAUUUUACACUGAGAAGUAUAUGGGAUUGCCCUCUAAGAAUCCUACUGGUUAUGAGUACAGCUCUGUGAUGCAUCAUGUGCACAAGUUAAAAGGGAAGUUAUUAUUGGUGCAUGGCAUGAUUGAUGAAAAUGUGCAUUUUAGGCACACAGCAAGGCUUAUCAAUGCGCUAGUGGCAGCUGGAAAACCCUACGAGCUACUAAUCUUCCCAGAUGAACGUCACAUGCCACGCCGGCACAGAGACCGAGUUUACAUGGAAGAAAGGGUUUGGGAAUUUGUCGAGAGGAGUUUGUGAAUCGUGAAGUAAAAUAUUGCUUGUAGGUUGUUGAUAAGGGAGGGUUCACUUUGGUGCGACAAUAGUUUGCUCCUUUGUGACUAGAAGGUCACCAGUUGGAGUCGGGGAAAAGAUCCUUUGCGGGUGGGGGGAAGAUGAAGAUCACAGGUUGGAGUCAGUCAUGUAAACAGCAGCUGUUGUGGAGAAGAUAUUCUGGGUUCACUUCAAAAUUUCUUUUACAUUGUAUAAUAUGUUUGGGACCAGUACCCUUUUCACUAGGUCUCAUAAUAAUGCCCAUGUAUUAAAUU